AUGAGCUCCACGCAGUCAAACUCCUCUGCAAAUGUGACCUUUGUUCGUCCUGCAACAUUUUUCAUCAAUUAUAAUAUUCCACAUGCAAAAUACUACUAUGUGUUCUUGUCUUUGGUGUAUGUUGUGACUGUUUUAGGGAAUUCAUUUAUCAUGUAUAUCAUUUAUUUGGCCCGCAGACUUCACACUGCCAAAUACAUGGCUGUUUUCCAUUUGGCCCUUUCUGAUCUGUUGGUAAGCUCAGCUUUGAUUCCAAAAGUCAUAGACACAUUUUUAUUUGAUCACCAUGAGAUUUCAUAUGAAGGGUGCUUGGAAAAUUCGUUUUUUGUAUAUCAUUUCAUGACCGUGGAGUCUUUUACACUAAUUGUCUUGGCUUAUGACAGACUGGUUGCAAUUUGUUUUCCUCUACAUUAUCAUGCCAUUGUAACAAGAAAAACAAUGUUUCUGAUCAUAUGCGUGAUGUGGAUUUUUUCUGUGACACAGUUUUCUAUACUUACAGCUUUGGUGAAUAGACUCUCUUUUUGUAUAUCGAAUGUGAUUGAUAGUUAUUUUUGUGAUCAUGGCAUUUUAUAUAAACUAGCUUGUAAUGAUAAUUCUAUAAAUAUUAUGAUGGUAAAAAUUAAUUUUGGUCUCCUGAUUUGCACACCACUGAUGCUGAUCUUCAUCUCAUAUUUCUGCAUCGCUCUGGCUUUGCUUAAGAUUGCUCAUGGUGCUGAACGGAUCAAAGCCAUGAAAACCUGCACCUCACAUCUCAUGUUGGUGGCAAUCAGUUAUAUCCCAAUUUUAUGCAAUCAUAUUGCAUCCUUUACAACACCUAUCCAUCCGAACACCCGGUUCAUUAACAAUUCCCUGGCACAGACAAUACCACCUAUGCUGAAUCCCAUCAUAUACACUCUAAAGUCAGACGAGGUCAUGCAAUCAAUAAAAGAUCUGUAUAAACGAAACAAGGUGAACACUGCAAAAAGAAUGAAAUGUAGUAGGAGAAAUUCAAAACAAAAAUUACAGGUUUGA
Messenger RNA from Ctenopharyngodon idella (grass carp), 1008 nucleotides. Its product is annotated as olfactory receptor 1496-like. The record is from RefSeq and is a predicted model, not a curated record. Gene Ontology annotation, cellular component: membrane. The transcript has a single exon. Bases 1 to 1008 code for a protein of 335 amino acids. NCBI's taxonomy places the organism in Eukaryota, Metazoa, Chordata, Actinopteri, Cypriniformes, Xenocyprididae. Gene Ontology annotation, biological process: G protein-coupled receptor signaling pathway. Gene Ontology annotation, molecular function: olfactory receptor activity; G protein-coupled receptor activity.